Messenger RNA from Lathyrus sativus (Indian pea), 465 nucleotides. The record is from the annotation of a GenBank genome assembly. Lineage: Eukaryota; Viridiplantae; Streptophyta; Magnoliopsida; Fabales; Fabaceae.
AUGGGGUACUACCUAGCGGAUGGCAUUUAUCCUGAGUGGGCAACAUUUGUCAAGACCAUCCCUAUGUCGCAAGGAGAAAAGAGAAAAUUAUUUGCCCAACGACAAGAAUCAGCACGGAAGGAUGUUGAACGGGCAUUUGGAGUGCUCCAAGCCCGAUUCGCUAUUGGACGUGGUCCAGCGCGUGCUUGGCCUGUGAAUACAAUGAAACACAUAAUGUUAGCAUGUAUCGUAUUGCAUAACAUGAUUGUCAAAGAUGAGCGAGACACAUAUGCUGGUAAUUUUGAUUACGACCAUUUUGAUAAUAAUUUCUCCACAACUGAAGUAUCUACUGGUCCAAUUCCCAACUUGACAACAAUGUUUGAAAGGAUAGCACAUGUUCAUCAAAGGCAAAAUCAUCGCCAACUUCAAGCAGACUUGGUGGAACAUAUUUGGGAGAGAUUUGGUCAUGAGAACAACGAAAGUUAG